AUGCCAGAACUCCAGUAUCGUGGUCACAAGCCGGAAGAAGAGCCCGAAGCGCCGUUCACACCGCGGUCGCCACAGGGAGGACUCACGCGGCUGUUCCACUACAUGACUGGAACGCCCCGAAACAGAUUCAAGUUUGCGUACAUGGGUGGAUUGAUCUUUUUGUGGUGGUUCACAGCGUUCGUGAUGGAACGAGCUUAUCCUUCAUACAAGGUGUCGCAAUGUGACUGGUCAAACUGGGAACAGUGGGAAGACAACAAAGCCCACAGAGUGGCACUGGUGGCCGACCCCCAGCUGGUGGACGAUCACACCUACCCUGGAAGACCCGCCAGCAUGAUGCGUCUCACGGAGUUUGUGGUCGACAACUACCUGCGUCGCAACUGGGUGUACAUCCAGAAGAACCUGGUUCCUGAUACGACCAUAUUUCUGGGUGACCUAUUCGACGGAGGCAGAGCAUGGAAGGAUGACAAGUGGUACCCUGAGUUUGACCGAUGGAACCGCAUUUUCUCUCUGGAUCCUGGCCAGGACGUUAUCUGGUCGCUUCCAGGUAAUCACGACAUUGGAUACGGUAACGAGAUUGUUCCUCUUGCUCUAAAGCGGUUUGAGAAACACUUUGGACCUCUGUCUCGAGAGUUUGACAGAGGAAACCACACCUUUGUGCAGAUCGACACAAUCUCCAUGGAGAACAAGAACGACUCGCGCAUCUACGAGCCUCCAAAGGAGUUUGUGGACGAAUUCCGCGCCAGUCAGCCCCGCGACAAGCCUGCCAUUGUGCUCACCCAUGUUCCUUUCUACAGAAGCGAAGCCAACAGUAACUGCGGAAGACAACGAGAGAAAGGUCACAAGCUCAGCUACACCGUGGGACACCAAUACCAGACCCAGUUGGAGCCUGACGUGACCAACGGACUACUAACUGCUCUUAACCCUGUGCUCGUGUACUCUGGGGAUGACCACGACGCCUGUCACGUGACCCAUCCCUUUGUGUUCAACGGCAAGAAUCAGGUUGCUCAUGAGUACACUGUCAAGAGUAUCUCUAUGGCCAUGGGUAUCAACAAGCCCGGUAUUCAGCUCUUGUCCCUUAACACCAACGGAGAUGGACAGUCGUACAAGACGACCAUUUGUCUGAUGCCCAACCCUUUUGCUCCCUUCAUUGCCUAUGCUGUUCUUGGUAUUUCUUCUCUGGUCUUCCUGGUUCUCGUCCAUUACUUCCCCGCCAGGCUCACCAGUCUGACUCAGAAAUUCAAAUACCAUCCUUUAGACGAGAACAUUCUGCCUGUUUCUUCCAAGCCCACCGUGUUCAACCGGUUCAGCAAGCAUAUUACCAAGGCAUUCUUCAAGGACAUUGGAGUGGUGUUUCUUGCUAUGAUUGUUAUCUUCUGGUACUUUUUCACUUCCAUUUAUUGGCACACUUGA
This is a messenger RNA of Yarrowia lipolytica CLIB122, 1410 nucleotides long. RefSeq lists its product as uncharacterized. NCBI's taxonomy places the organism in Eukaryota, Fungi, Ascomycota, Dipodascomycetes, Dipodascales. The record is from RefSeq and is a predicted model, not a curated record. Gene Ontology annotation, cellular component: endoplasmic reticulum. Gene Ontology annotation, molecular function: hydrolase activity. Gene Ontology annotation, biological process: GPI anchor biosynthetic process.